AGGCACCGCAUGCUCACAAACCUGUCAAUUUGGCAGUGGGAAAAGCGAAACAAACAACAACAAUACCAACAGUAGAUAAACAAAUUCUCCAAGUCGCCCUGUUUUGCGAUAAAAACCGGAAAAAGAACCGAAAUUACAUAGAAAUGUGGUAGUUUCGGUUAUGCAAGUGUUGGGCACGUUUCAAUUUUAGCCUUUUAUCUUGUAAGCAAUAGUUCAUUUAGCAAAUAAAUUACUCAACCCAUAGCCCGUGCAAGAUAACACAACGAAUCAAAACAUGAAACUGGCAAUAAGUAUAGGAGUGGCCGCAGCGGUCCGCUUUCUGCUGAUGAACUCUCGCUACUCCCAAGGGAUACAGAACCGUGUCGAAGUAUCCACUCCGAUAAACGCAUGGAAACGAGUCGAGGAAGGUGCAUAUCUAUACGCGAACGGAGUGAAUCCGUACGAUGGCGACGUGUACCAUAAAAAUCCCAUCAUACUGCACGCAUCCCGCUGGCUGCUGGAUAAUGUCCCAAGUGCCAUACCAUCGCUCUUCAUCCUGCUGGACGUGCUCACCGGGAUCCUGCUACUGCUCGCCGCCCGUGUAUUCAUCCGUGAAAUGUACGAAAAACAACGGAAAGAAAAGGAAAAGUACGCGAAGGAUACGGACGAGCUUCAUCUUGUGGAAACCGAUCUUCGGACGGUACCGAUGUCGGUUGGGUUUGCUUACCUGUUCAAUCCGUACACGAUCCUUAACUGUGUCGGACAGACAACGACCGUGUGGAGUAACUUCUUGCUGGCUGCGUUCCUGUACGGACUUUCGCGUCGUGCGCGACUGUUAAGCUUUCUGGCACUGGCACUCGAAACGCAGAUUAAUCUGUACCCGUUUGUGUUGCUCGCACCGGGAGCACUGCACAUUGCCAAUCAUCAGCAGAAUGGUAGCCGGUUCAGCAGUAUAGCGACCAGCUGCGCAUUGUUUUUAGGCUUAUUUUUAGGAGUUAAUUACUUCGGCAGCUUUCUGAUGGGAGGUGACUGGAGUUUCCUCGAUGCUACGUACGGCUUCAUCAUCAACUGCCGUAGCUUGCAGCCAAAUAUAGGGUUGUUCUGGUACUUUUUCACCGAAAUGUUCGACCACUUCCGGACGCUGUUCCUGUACUCGUUCCAGAUAAACGCCACCUUGCUGUAUCUGUUUCCACUCACGUUCAAACUGCACAAGGAACCGAUCAUGCUGGCCACGAUGCUGAUCGGGCUGGCGGCUGUAUUUCGAUCGUAUCCGUGCGUUGGCGACGUUAGCUUCUAUCUCGCCCUUAUUCCGCUAUGGAAAUCGAUCUCCAUGUUCAUGAAGAACAAUUUCAUCGUAGGAGCAACGAUGCUGGUCACGAGUGUGCUGGCCCCGACCGUGUGGCAUCUGUGGAUCUACAACAAUUCCGCCAACGCCAACUUUUACUUCGGCGUGACGUUAAUCUUCUGCACAGCUCAGAUUUUCCUCAUAACCGAUCUCUUCUUUGGGUACAUUAAGCGCGAGUUCUGCCUAAAGCACGGCAUCCGUGUGUUGGUGGACGGCAAGGAGGCCCGAAUUACGUUGGAGUAUUAGCAGAAAUCAGAACUAAGUCAGUCACUCGUGUUUGUUAGCGUAGGUAAGGGAACGUGCAGCAGCUGUAAAGAAAGCUUAUAGAAACAAAACGAAAGAAUAAAUAAAUUUAAACAAAAUUUUCGGCACAGAAAAGCUAACACAGUUUAACAAACCCGGUGGAUGUUUUUUUGAUCACAAAUCUUAUUUAUUGAUACCAAUAAAAGCCAUUUGCAUUUUUCACAGAUUUUUAGAUUUUUUUUGUCGUCCCUUCUUCGCGUUUGUUUGAAUUUUCUUAUUCCAUUUUUUUUCUCUGACCUUCGCUCCUUCGCUCGCGUCACCUUUCCUUCCUUCCCACCACACCCACAAAUCCCCGUUCGGUUUCGGCGGAAUAAUUUAAUCGUUAUAUAAAUAAGUUAAUAGUCAUUUUGUAGCAGUGUGUGCUUUUCUUGUCUCGCCAACAUGGGAGUUGUAACGUUAUGCCUCUCGAGUUCGGCCUGUGAGGACACCCACCACCAACCAAAACACCACUUUUCCACCUUUUCUCCAUUUUCUCGUUAACUUCGGGCAAAACAACGAAAUUCUUCUCCCAUAUGGCAUGACCUUUCUUCCCGUGUGUGGUGAGUAGUGUGUCGGUGAUAGAAUUAAACCCCAAAGUUAUGACAAUUUGCAAGGAGCUGGAUGCCAUCUUGAAGGGUGUACGCAGCAAUAUAGAGACAUUGGCCAAGCUCAAGUAUCCUCGCGUUUAAGUAUAUCAAGAUCCAUCAUGUGGAGGGAAGUAUCCACAAGAUGAGAUCAGAACAAUGAUCUUACUCUUUUAUCCGCAGAGAUAAAAAAAAUCACCCAGUCAACUGAGAACCGGACAGUUACUGAAGCCAUUGUUUCUGGGAAUGGGGAAAAGGAUCAUUAAGGUUUCGGUCUUGGACCUCUCGGAGCGGAAACUACUCCGCUAUCCUAAAGUGAUAGGAUCCUUGAUGCGGAGAUCAUCAUAUAUCUAUUACAAUCUUUGAGGUCCUAAACAGCAGUAGAAAUUCUUUCAGUCAAACUCCUAUAGCUGCCAAUCCAAUAUCCCGACUAGCGAAUACAUCAACGCUUUGCAAUUGCAAUAACUGCACAAAAGCAUACGUACAAUCUCAUAAGGCUUGUCUCCCAAGGCUCAACGACAUAUAAGAGUACUUUGACUGUUAAUGAUCUACAGAGCGAACUCAGGCGAAUUGCAACAUCUAGGUCCUCUUCGAAGUUUCCAUCUCCAAGUCUCUGCUGGUACUCUCUAGCACGCGCCAGAAAGUAGAACCUCCAAAAAAUUCAAGGUCACCCAUACGGACCCUCCCUUCCAUCCUGUUUGACCUUCACACGCACAAUUUAUAGCCAGAUCAGUUCUGCAACGAACCAUCCCUCUGUUUUCUAGGAACAAAAAGGGCUCUUCGUCAUGACCCCUUUAGGUUAGGUUUCCUUCAUCCUUUUUGAACGUUGUGAUCACAACUUGACUAACAAAAGGGGAAAAUGCUACGGGGUGAGAAUUCAUACGCACAGGACACACACACACACAACAUAAAAAUAUAAGGCCGUUUUGCACAAACUCAACAAAUCCCACCCAUUAUUUUCGCUCGCGUAUUUGGCUUGGCCCUGGAUUGGUACUUUUAACGAGCAUACAAUCAGUCACUCACAUUUCCGAUCCCCGUUGUCGUCGUUAUCCGUGGCGGUUUAGUUAGAGAUCAUCUUCUUUUUGUUAACGGAAUCAACUCCGUUCCCCGUUGCGUUAAAACUAACCUCUGUAUGUGUGUGUUUGUGUGCUCCAUCCGUACCACACAUGCGCGCCCGAUAUCCUUAAGAUCAGUCCUUCUUUUAAUCGAUUAGAUCGAUUCUCGUCCACUAGCACACACACACACACACACUCUCUCUUUCUCUCUGUCUCUUUCUCCGCUACUUCGAGUUUAAUCGUCAGGCAGUUCUUCGUUCCUUCGUUCACGGUAAAUAUUAUGAAAAAUAAUUUCGAGAUUAUCAUAAAACGAUAAUCCACCACGCUCCUGCGCUCGGACUGCUGUUACUGUCUCCUGCUGGUUAUCCUCCCAUGUUACACACACGCCUUCACACCCCGAACAAGGCGCUAACUACUUCGCUUGAUAAUAGUCUCAUCUGCUUCGCAAGGACACAACGCCGAAUGUUCCUCUUCGUUCGCGGAUUCACCUCCAAUAAAUACACCCGUCCCAAACGUGCGUGUGUGUGCCUAUCUCGUUUGCUUCCCGGGACUUCCUACCGGACCACACAACACAACACACCACAGACAUCUUGGCUUCGUGUAAAAGUGACUGGUUUUGUGUUUCUUAAAUUCAGGUUCAUAUUGUGGUUUACUCUGGCUCAUAACUUCCAUGACGCCGAGAGACCUUCAUCAUCCCUUUUCGCUCAUCAUCAGAGGGGGCUCCCUCUUGAUCACAUAUGUUAAUGCUGUGAACAAUAUACAAGUUUAGUGUGUGUGUGUGUCUUCUCCCUUGUAAUGCACGUGGUGUGUGCGCCAGCCAACCUCCCGCUUGCAGUUUCUUAGCUGAUUAAGGGCUUCCCCUUCCACUCCACUAGCUGCAUCAUGGGUUUCGAGUAAAUGUGAUCUUCUGGUCACCUGCCCGUUGCUUCCAUCACCACACGCACUGCUAAUUGUACUACAAUGGCUUGCUUUUGCUAAAUCAUCUUUCAUCCUCCGGACGGGUUGCUCUACAAAUACGACGCAGGAGGGUAGGAGAGACAGGACGUAACGAAAAAAAACACUCUGUCAUGUGCUCCGGGGGAACUUCCUUUUUCAGAGAGGGUUUUCCCUCAACAGGGAUCAACAGGGAGCUGAUUUGCAGCUUCUUAACAGCGUCCUUAGUUGGUUGUGCCGCAAAAAAAGAAUCUCGUCAGCCGGGCUUCGCCCCCUACUACACCAUUUGAGUAGUGCGAUAUCAAACUCUUCAGGGCCUCUCCAUUAUUACCCUCGUUCUUCGUAUUGUACGCUGUCUUAUCACAGGUGCAAAACCAGGAUGCUUGCUGUUGCUCUGAGAUCAGCUUGGCUUACUUUCCUAAAAGAUCUCCUCAUCUAACGUUAAACAUUGUAGGAACCUUGUCCUCAGUGCUUCUUCGUUGCUUGUCCUUCUCCCCGUUCUAGGGUUUCUCGUCUACCAAGAGAUCUUGCAAUCAAAUCGGACGUCCAAAAGAGUCUUUGCUACCAUAAUAGACCUUGUCGCUACAGCUCCAACUUUGAAGGUACCAUACCAUAUCAUAUGAAUCCCCCCGGGAAACCAUUAGUAGGUAUUGCAAAAUAACACCAACUCAACCAACAACCCUGACUCCAGACCGGACGUCGUAUGAAGUUGAAAACGAUCUUCUCCUCGUGAGUGCGUGUGUGUGUGUGGGGGUAAAAGUUGGUCGUCUACGGCGGUUCCUUCUAUAUCGCUACUACACCUCUCUUACUACUGUAAACCACUCACUUCCGUACGUUGUUUUAAUAAGCUUUGUACGAUGAUUUGCUUCCCCCUAUCCUUCUCCUCUUCACAUACGCCUAGCCCCAUAUCAUCACCUCCCUUAUCUUCGUCCUAAUCCCUCAUCUUCUCCAAGUGUUAUUAUCUUCUCUCCUUCACGUUUUUAUACGUUUUUUUGUUUGUUUCUUUUUUCAUCAUUAUGCUUCUUUAUGUGAGUUAUAUUUAUGUGUGUGUGUUUUUUUGUUUUGUAGACGUUCAUCGACACAAAUAAAACAGGCUGACACUACAGUAGAGAGGGAGAGUAGCAUCAGCUUUCAUUUACUUAUUUGAGUUUACUUCUUUAAGCUUGUGUUUUUGUUUGUGUGUGUGGGGGAUAUAUUUGUAUUAAAUGCUGGGGGGGGGGUCCACGCUUUGUUUUUACAGGUGUGACACGAUGAGGGCUUUGCUCACACUGAGUGUUAAAAACAUCAUCAACCUAAAACGAUAUAAUUGUGUUUGUAAGCACACAUACGUAAGUUCUGCUGCUACACGCUCCUCAGCGGUUGCUAAUAUAAAGGGUUGUUUGUGUGUUAUGUUUUGUUGAUACAGUUGUGAGACGCGCGCGUGUUUUGUGCUUGUGUGCGCCCGUACGAUUACACGUCUCUCUACACACACGCACACAGGCAGAACUAUAAGAAACAGGGCGAAAAUUAAACGUACCGACCUAAGUAUAAAGCAAAUCGCUCACUCACCCAUCCAAAUCCAAAAAUCCGAAAAAUACAAACGCCACCGGAUUGUCGGCCAUGUUUUUUCUCCAUCUUUUCUCCCAUACCACCGCAUCAGAGGACCUUCUCCUUCGGGUGUGCGUCAAACACUACGGCCAAAAGCAACAGAGAUAUACACAUACAGGGGGGGUGUGUUUGUUUGUUUCGUGUUAGGAUUACGUUUUUCUUGUUUUUCUUUUCCGCCAGCUUUCACAAUAAUUCAAAUUAACCACUAUUACAAAAUUCUUCAAUUUCCUCUCAUUUAACUCCAAUCUUCUGCUGCUGCUGCUGCUGCUGUUGCUGC
This is a messenger RNA of Anopheles stephensi (Asian malaria mosquito), 6042 nucleotides long. RefSeq names its product phosphatidylinositol glycan anchor biosynthesis class U protein (gene PIG-U). Lineage: Eukaryota; Metazoa; Arthropoda; Insecta; Diptera; Culicidae. The record is from RefSeq and is a predicted model, not a curated record. The transcript has 5 exons. Gene Ontology annotation, biological process: attachment of GPI anchor to protein; protein localization to cell surface. Bases 275 to 1570 code for a protein of 431 amino acids. Gene Ontology annotation, cellular component: GPI-anchor transamidase complex; membrane.